AUGCCUUUUAGUCGCAUGUCCACCGUCCAUGAGCAGGACGAGACGGUGCGAAAAAUCAUUCUGCCGGAGUCGUACAGUUACAACGGCGAGAAUGGGCCAUUGCCUACAACUAGUCUUCGACCGCUUGAAAAUGAAACGCAAACACCAUGCUCGGCGAGUAACGGCAAUGCAAAACCUUCCGUAGAAAAUGGGACAUGCUUUGGCCUACUUGACAAUGAAGAAGAAGAACGACUCCUCGGUGAUUCCUUGCCGUUACCACCUAUCGAAGAACGACGGACGUUCGCCGCAGGUAGCCAGAAGAGCUCGGACAUGGGCGCAAAACAUGUAUCAACGGUGCCAACUUUGCGGACUUCAUCAUUACCUAAAGGCCUUAGGGCUUCUUCUUACACUGUUAACGAUCUUUCUCAUGCAUCAUCAGCAGCAAAUAUACUACUACCUUACCAUGUUGGUUCACCACCAAGACCACCACUUACUAUAAAUGAGCUGAAAAAGCCUAAGAAGGAGGUGUCCGAUUACUACAAAAAACAAAAUGAGCUCUUGGAGAACUUCAAGAAUGACAGUGAACAGAUCCAGGUUUUUCAAAAAGCCCGAACGCGGCAACGGUUACAAUCCUCGACAAGCACCGAUGCAGAAGGAAUAAAGGAAGAGAUAGAGCAGUUAAGAAGAAAUUCCCAUAAAGACUCAAAGAUCAGCAACGAUCUUUCUUGCUCGUUGGAAACUACCACAGCUCCUUUACUGAAAAACACGGAUGGUGAGUCUGAUUUGGAAGUCAGUAACUCCAACAAAGCUGUUCAAGAUCUAAGUGAGAAACGGUCAUUCGUCAACGUACAUGAACGGAUGCCCUCACAAUCUUCAAGCGUAUCCACGUUAGCGAAGCACGAGGCAGCUUUGGAUGCAGCGAAAGCUUCUACAAAAGCAGCGGUUCGGCUGGCACAUGCAACGUUAAUAGUGAAUAUUUCACUUAUGUUGGCGAAGGCGGUGGCAUCGUAUCUUUCUGGAUCGCUUUCAAUUUUAUCGUCUCUAGUUGAUUCAUGUGUUGAUAUCACAUCGGGGCUUGUCAUAUCGGUGUCUGCUCGUAUGAUCAAAAAGAGGGAUCCAUACCUGUACCCACGAGGACGAACGAGGUUGGAGCCGCUAUCUCUGAUAAUUAUAAGCGUCGUGAUGGGUGUUGCUAGUGUGCAGUUGAUUUAUGGAGCAGUGAAGAGGAUUGUGGCUGCAUACCAGUUUCAUAACUAUGGGAUUGGCGAAGAGCCUGAGCUGGACGUAUCAGUUACCACCGUAACUAUUAUGGUAGCCACUGUUGUAGUGAAGUUCACACUUGUUAUUAUAUGCCGAAAGUACAAGUCAGAUCCUUCGAUUCAAGUGUUGGCCAUGGAUCAUCGUAAUGAUUGCUUAUCGAAUACGGUAGCGCUUGCUUGUGCCUGGUUAGCCACUCUGUUUUGGUACUAUUUCGAUCCUAUUGGAGCGAUUUUGGUGUCUAUUUACAUUUUGUACACAUGGGUAAAUACUGGUUGGGAACAUCUUUCGAAACUUAGUGGAAAAUCAGCAAAACCGGAGUUUAUUAAUAGGAUUAUCAAGGUGUGCAUUGAUCAUGAUCCGCGGAUUUCUCAUUUGGAUACGGUCUAUGUUUAUCAUUUCGGCACAAAGUUUUUGGUAGAGGUUCAUAUUGUGUUGGACGAGGAUAUGCCUUUAAAAGUAGCUCACGAUAUUAGCGAAACAUUACAAAUCAAUAUAGAAAGCCUUCCUGAGGUCGAACGAGCUUUUGUUCACACCGACUACGAGUAUGAGCAUCAACCUCAAGAUGAGCACAAAGUUGUUUAG
Messenger RNA from Necator americanus (New World hookworm), 1821 nucleotides. RefSeq lists its product as uncharacterized. Gene Ontology annotation, cellular component: membrane. The coding region runs from base 1 to 1821 and encodes 606 amino acids. Gene Ontology annotation, molecular function: monoatomic cation transmembrane transporter activity. NCBI's taxonomy places the organism in Eukaryota, Metazoa, Nematoda, Chromadorea, Rhabditida, Ancylostomatidae. The record is from RefSeq and is a predicted model, not a curated record. The transcript is spliced from 15 exons. Gene Ontology annotation, biological process: transmembrane transport; monoatomic cation transport.